Molecule: messenger RNA, 6263 nt
Organism: Lepisosteus oculatus (spotted gar)
Lineage: Eukaryota; Metazoa; Chordata; Actinopteri; Semionotiformes; Lepisosteidae
Source: RefSeq, a predicted model, not a curated record
GACGCUGCCCGUUCCCAGGGUUCAAUGAGAAUGGUUUGCCCCACCCAUCUCUCCAGCGCUGUGUCAAUGUACAAUUCCCGGAGAAAAGGGAAAAAGCGAACAAUGUCCCCCAGAAGAGGCUUUUUUUGACGUUUAUUCGCCAGCGUGAGCGGCCUGUCAGCGAAGGAAUUGCUGUCAAACCGGGAUCAGUCCGUAUGAACCGCGGUAUCUUCACGGACUCGUGUGCACAUGUAUGUGUCUACCAUCCGAAUUCAAAAGGGAUACAAAGCUGAGAGUGACAGCAGGCUCAAACUGCAACAGAAGGGGAAAUAGCCCGAGAUUUUUUUUUUCACCCGUAAAAACACAGCAGUCGGAGGUGGCGGAACGAGUCGCCAAGAGGAUUCUUGGAAUCGGAAUUGUGAGCUUGUGCGGUUUCCAGAUGUGGGGAGAAAUAUAAAUUGUUAUAGCGACAGAGGAAAAAAAAAACGGAGGGGGAGAGAGAGAGAGAGAAAAGGGCCUUUUUGAUUUGGGCAAAACCAGCAAGGAACGACCAUCGCAGAAGAAGAGGAGGAGGAAAAUAUAGGGAAAAAAAUUAAAUGAUUUUCUGGGAUUAAAACAGCUGUGCAUCGGACACUCUGGGGCCGCCGCGUGCGCGUUUUACGGAUUUAAAAGGUUUUUACCGAGUCAAGAAACGUUCAAAAUGAUCUACAUGGCGUCAUUUUAGUGGAAAUAUUCAUUUUUAUCGUCUCUCCCCCCCCUCCCGUCUCUCUCUCUCACACACACACUCCUUGUGGAAGAAAGCGAAUUGUGAGAUAUAGACCAAAAUAUUAAAUUCCUAUUAAAAGCGCCUUUCCUGUUGGGGUUUUUGGUGACCCCCCUCCGACCCCCCAAGACUACAAAAAAAAAUCGCCUUUUAAGAGACUGAAGGAUUCUUCGUCGAGGAAAUUAAUUUGGGGGGGUUGGAUUUGUCAUUAAGAGAGACCGUCGUGGGAAUCGCGAGACAGAAUUAUACAUGUUUAUUUUAAGAGAAGGCUAAAGGAAACAAAAAUCGAAAUUCUAUUUGUUUUUUUUUUCUUUUAAAUUGAAAUAAUAAUUAAGCCUGUGCAUAUAUAUAUAUACACACCGGGGGGGGGGAUAUUUCCCCGUCUGACAAGGCGGCCCGACUGUGGCGUCAUUAUCUCCUGCUCACCGUUCUUUCCGAGGCAGGAUUAGACUUAGGGGGGGUAUCCAUUUUAAAUCAUUUACCCCCAAAAAAUCCCGGUUGAUUUGAUCAUUUUUUUUACCGACAGCAUACAUAAAUGCCACGAAUCUACACCCAGGUGUUAAUUUUGUGGGCCAACAAUCGAGGGAUUUAGGAUUUCUUAAUUAUUUAAUAUUUUAACCCCUCCCUCCCUCCCUCCCUUCCCCUCCCCGUCCCUCUCCCCUCUUUUCCCGAACCUCUAUUUUUUUUGGGGGGGGGGUCUGGUUCUAUACUUUUUUUUGUGUGUGCGUUUUGUUUUGUUUUUGUUUUUGUUUUUUUUGGAGGGGGGGGAGGUUUUUUGGGAGUGGGGGAGAAAGAUGGGCUGUUUGGGCAACAGCAAGACUGAAGACCAGCGGAACGAGGAGAAAGCGCAGCGCGAGGCGAAUAAAAAGAUCGAGAAACAGUUGCAGAAAGACAAACAGAUCUACCGAGCGACGCACCGGCUACUGCUGCUGGGAGCUGGCGAAUCGGGGAAAAGCACCAUAGUGAAGCAGAUGCGGAUCCUGCAUGUGAAUGGCUUCAAUGCUGAAGAGAAAAAACAGAAAAUUCAGGACAUUAAAAAUAAUAUUAAAGAAGCUAUAGAGACUAUCGUCACAGCCAUGAGCACGCUGGCGCCGCCGGUCCAGUUGGCUUGUCCAGACAACCAGUUCCGAAUCGACUACAUCCUCAACCUAGCCAACCAGAAAGACUUCGAGUUCCCUACGGAGUUUUACGAACACACGAAGAUCCUCUGGCAGGACGAGGGUGUGAAGGCGUGCUACGAGAGAUCCAACGAGUACCAGCUCAUCGACUGCGCGCAGUAGUGAGUGAUCGGAGCCAUCGCCUCUCUCUCUCCUCGCCUGAUGAGAGGCUAACGGGGGGGUGUUUGGAGUGUGUGUGUGUGUAUGGGGGGGAGCAGCAAAGCAACGAGGCCUUAGAGAGCAGAACUGCUCAAUGUGCACAAACCCCUCGGAUUAUUACAGCCUUUUGGUAGGUCUCUCGUCUGAAUCUUGGAGCCGUUCUGACAGAGCCUUGGGGCUGGGCGUGGCAGUGGUUCAGCUGGGUCCUGCCUCUCAGGUUUGGCAGAGAGGAGCUGUAGAGCGCACUGUGAUGGGUCCAGAGUCUCCCAAGGGAAUCUUGAGUCCGUUACAGUCUAACGGGGGUCUCCGGUGGCUCCGGAUUAGCAUGCAAACAAAUCCCAGGGUUCAGUUUUCACAGUGAAUGGGAGGCCAGCCCUUGGGACAGUGUGACAUCCGGAUGGUGUUGGGGGAGACAGCAGUUAGUAACGACAGACUGAAUUCUAGCCCCUGGACAGAAACAGGAGGACGCUACUGUUGUGCCCAGGACCUUGGACAGUGUGAUGGGACUUGUGAUCUGAAUGCACGGACUUAUGACCUGCAAGGUGCUGCAAACCGUGUGUGUAUGCGAAAUCGAAAUGGAGUUUUAAUGGGAGGAUGAGGUGUUUUCUGACCGGGGCUGUGCCAUUCGCUGUAGUUACUCGGUGGUGGAGUCGCACUGCCCUCACCCCUGUCCCUGCUGGUCUGAACUGUGUGCAGUUUCCAUGGUGUGUGGCCUGCAGUGUGCUGUCCAGGUGCAUCUCUGGUGUGCUCCACUGCUGGGACCUGCACUUGACUGACCAGUGGCUGGUACUGGACAGUGCCAUGCCGUGGACAUGGUCCAGCUGUAUGAAAGGCCUGUUCUUCCUUGUUUCUGGAAGGCUUUUCUCCUUACUGUCCUCUCCUGGAUUUAUGUAUUUUUGGGGGCGGCUGCUUUUGCGCCAGCUGAAUCGUGAAACGGAUCGUGAUUUCUGGAGGCAAGCUGAAAGUAUUCAACAGCAAAACUCCUCCCCACAUCAAACAAAUUCCAGCACAACGUCUUGCAAUCUGUCACAUAACUGCCCCCAUCGCUGUUUCACCCAAGCCCAGCAGACCAGCAGAGGGGUAAAAGCACAGUAUGGGGGUGCAGAAGAGCGCUUCAGUACCAGAGUUGGCGGCGAGUGAAAUGGCAGGCAGUGAAGACAGGGGGCUGUAGGAUUGUGAGGGUGGGGAGAGACCUGGUGGCCUCCCCUCUCAUGGCAAUAAGGCGUUCAGAAAAGACCGCUUGAGUCAGGACAGCAGUCCAAAGGUGGCUAGCCCAACAGAGCCUCUGCUUCAGUAGGUAGCAGGAAAUGAGGAGAGACCCUCUUGUGGACAGCUUUCAUGGCUAUGUCAUCACGGGUCAGCCAGAGCCUCGUAAACUCAGUGCGCCUUGUUCAGCAUUUCUAUUAAAGGCUUAAAGGCUUGGUUUGGCAGAUGUAUUUCUUGUAUGUUGCAAACUAUACAAUAUUGCAGGUGUUCUUAAUGUAACAUUUUCAGUGUCAAUCCUUUUUGAAGAGGAGCUGUUUUUAUUCUGUGGGUUCCUGCUUGUCACCUUGUUGCUCCACAUGUUCACCUGUCCCGCCUUGUAGUUUUCCCCCCUUCCCCUCUCAGCCAGGUCUGCAGCAAAGAUGAAUUCAGAGCAGAAAUGGGAAGGUUCCCUGGAACUGAAGGGAGGCAAGGGGGGGGUGAGGGCACAGCUGGCUUUAACACCCUCAAAGACUGCACCAGGCGCUCAAUUUUGGUUUUGGUUUUUGGUCUUCCUGUCUGGAAAGUCCCUCCAGACGUCCCUCGCGGAGCACUGGGGUCGGCGCGCCGCAGUCUCUUUCUGUGAAGUGACGUCGGGGUGCAGUUUGCUGAGAAGCUGCCGUUUUGAGAGGUGGCCUUGUCGGCCCGGUGAGCCGCUGCCAAAGCUCCAGCAGAAACGCCCCGAGGGGCGCCCCUCCGGGGGCUCUCGCGCAUGCCACUGUCCGCACAGCGCCCUCCGGGACCCGCCGCGUCUUCCUCGCUCUCUGGCGGCUCUCCCCCGGCGGGCUCCUCUCCGUAACGCCGGUGUUGACGAGGGCGGUACGGGCAGGGAGCGAGGUCUUGAUCUGCGAGCUGUGGUGCACAGAGUGGAGCUCGAGACGGACAGUUUUAAAGCGCUCUGGCUUUCCUUUCCCUGCUGCCGGGGGGGGCGACUGUCUGCUGGGAUUCCAGCCCUGCCGUCUGUGAUCACACUCCAGUCACAUGACAGGGGUGUUCAGGACAGGCGGAGGCCUCCGAGACCUGACCCAGAGUUGAGGGGAGAGAGGUGUUGGUUGCUGGACAGAGCCAGGGAAGGAAUCCAGUGCACAAGAAAAGCCGUGCAGGGCAGGGAAGAGAAUAGGCCAGAACCACAAAGCUGUUUAGAAUUUGCGCUGCUUCUUUUGAGCCUCCGAGCAGGAGAGGUGGCAUUCUGUGAACACCAGGGAGCAGGACACCCAGGCUGGAGCACUGUGGGAUAGGAGGGGAGAGAGGAGCACAGCAGAGACGGGGAGAGGGAGGAGGGAGGGCAUCAGGGAGAGGGUUUCUGUGGGGUUUGAGCUUGCUUCCUUCCCCCCUCUGACCCCCGCCUUCCUCCCAGCUCCUGCGAGAGUCACAGGCGGGUUUUCUGAGCCAGGGUGGAAGUGAGCCCCCUCCCCCACCGUGCUUGCUUAUGUAAGGCAGGGAGAGCGCGCUCUGGGCUAUUUAUAGCUCCGCCGCGCUGCAGAAGGAGAGAGGGGGACAGAGACUCGCGCGGCGGAGAGCGAGAGCUGGCCGUGUUGUUUUUGUUUGUCUUGUUGGGGGUUGUGGGUGCUCUUUUCUGGUGGGCGGGGGGUUCACGUGCCAGUCGUGCAGUAAGAAGAGCUCUCUUCCCCACCAGAGAGGAAAAGUCCCGUUUCCUCUCUCGUUCCUCCAUAUUGCGCUGAGGGGGGGUGAAAUCGCCCUGAGGCUCUCCCCUCGUUUCCGCCGUCUCCGCGGAGGGGUUCGGCGAAAGAAAUCGGUCCCCUUGGCGUGGGUGCAGCCGUUGCCCGAGCUUCGCUUUCGCCAAACCCGGCGAGGAAGAUGGACCUUCCCUCCAGACCAGACAGCAGCUAGCUCAGGAAGGGUCUUCACCCUCCUGUAUGGCCUGAUGCUGCCAUUCCAGAGCCGUCCUUUUCUUUACAGACUCUUUAUAGCAUGUUCUCAAGAAGAGCUCAUGAAUGGGCCAGAACUUUGGGCGGUUCCAGACUUCUCUGUUACUAAACCUGGAGGGAGUGAUCCCGUGCCCUGUGGUGGGGUGUAAAGUGUUUUGGGGGUUCCUGGGCUCCGGGCAUGUUCUCCAGGGUCCGUCUGUGGGGGGUGGAAGCACCGUCUUUUUGGGAAAACAUUCCCCACAAGUGCACGAGAAAUUGUGCUACUCGCCCACCUGUGUCCAAGAAGCUAGAGCCCAGGGCUGAGGAAGGGCAGUGUUUUAGUCAUCGGGGUGGGUAUGAUCCUCAGUGCGCAGUGGGCCUGCAUCAGCACGAUUCUCUGGCUCUGGUGUAGGGGGGCAGAUCUUUACCAGGGAAAUUGUGGCCCAGUGCUUUGAGCCAGUUCAGGUUCUAUGAGGUGCAGACUCUGGUGAUGAAACGGCACAUUAGGUUUUGUUUUGUGUCUGCUUGUGGAAACUUUCAACCCGUCUUCAGUCAUACUGAGACCUGUUCAUGAAACCACCAAUGGACAGCUCUGCCAGAUGCUAUCCUGUGCUGUUGUGCACGAAUGCUGGUCAAGUAUUUUCUUUCUGCGAAAUUGAAGAAAGAUUUAAUAUAAAUGUGUUACGAGAUGUUCAGGAGGGUUUAAAUCCACCCUAUCUCAGAUGUGUUGAAAGCUUAUACGGGAAAAUGGUCAAGCAGAUGUUCUGUGAUUGUGGACUCGCUCAAAUAUAGAGGAUCAUUGUUGAUUUGCUAAAUCAGAAAUUAAAAGGAUAUCUCCCACGAGCUGCAUUUUGCGGAUUUCCUUUGGUGUGCAGCUCGGACCUAGUCUCUUGUCUCCCGUGGUGUGCUUUCUCAGCUGGACCGUUCCGAAGGUGUCCAGGAUGAUGCUCGGACUGUCCCGAUAAUACGUGCACGCUGCACAUCUCAGCCCUCGGCUCGGCGCCCCACAAGGCUGCGAGGCUGAGGCUCGUGAGGCCCUGCCCGCCCAGUGGGGCUCGGUGUGAGGGGCCCUGGUCCAGAUGGGCUCCGCACCGG